CGCUGCGCAGUUCGAUACCGUGCGCUGUGCCCAUCCGGGGGGGCGCAAGCGAGAAAACCUAACCUCAAAUGUGCUGUGCGCUCCUGUGUGCGUGCCUGUGCUUUGCUCUUACGUUAUGAUAAGACUCCGCGGUGUUUUGACUACGAUUUGCCGUGCAGCGGCCCGAUAGCGUCGCGACUUUUGCCCAUCGCACACACAGUCUUCAAGCUGGACCUCAUACGCUCGCUCACCUCCCUUCUCUCCUUAUUCAGGCCGAACGCCAUGUUUCCUGCUGUCAUGUUUGUUUAUGCUUUUUUCAGUGACGACGAGCCAUCCGAUUACUAUCCUCCAAAUAAUCAAGGACCUAAAGACGCUAACGUCAUUGCCAAUAGAAGUGUACUCGAAAAAAGCGAUAUUAGCCUGCUAACAAGACAAGCCUGCGGCUUGAACUAUAACGAUGACUUAUUGACACCAUCAGUGCCACCUUUGAUUGAGCGUCGCGAGCAAGGACCGAAUUUCACGUGUGGGCAAAGAUGCAAUAUAGCCGGCAACUUUUUGCCAAAUCAUAUGCAAAGAAUAGCUAAGUACAACAACAAGCCAUUCUGCGGCACAUUCUCACAGGAUGGAAACUUUUUGCUCACUACCACGCAUGAUAGAGUUGUACGCUUGUAUAAAUGUAUAAAUGGCUGGUACAACGAGUACAAAAAGUUCUCCGUCUCGGCUGUUGGCUGGAGUAUUCUGGAUACUGCCUUUAGUCCCGAUGCUAAUUAUUUCGUUUACUCUAGUUGGUCUGAUUAUUUGUACAUGCAUUCAGUUUAUGGGGAUCCACAGCAUCGAGAACCUCUGUUGUUGAGCGCGGAGCAUCCAAUGUUCUGUGUCUUUUCAGUUGUAUUUUCCAGUGACGGUCGCGAAUUAUUCUGUGGCGGCAACGACGGAUGCCUCUAUAUCUACGAUCGAGGAUCUCAGCUAUGUUCAAAGGUUCGCGGGCACAAUCACGAUAUAAACAGCGUUGCGUUUGCCGACAGUUCAUCUCAAAUUUUAUACAGUGCCGGCGACGAUGGUUUUUGCAAAGUUUGGGAUAGGCGAUCAUUACACGAAGACAACCCACAGCCGGUUGGUGUUUUAGCAGGUCACUUGGGUGGAAUCACUUACGUUGAUCCUCGAGGCGAUGGAAGGCAUUUGAUAACCAACAGCAAAGAUCAAACUAUCAAACUGUGGGAUGCACGAGUCUUUUCGAGUAAAGAGGCUCAAGAUACUGCAUCGGCAUGCGUUAACAUUGCUAACAACUCAUGGGAUUAUAGAUGGCAGAAUGUACCAAAGAAAUUCUUAUAUCCGAGAAAACCAUUGGAAGGUGAUACGAGUGUAAUGACUUAUCGCGGACAUAUUGUAGUACAGACUUUGAUUCGAUGUCACUUUUCGCCAGCUGCAACCACUGGCCAGAGAUACAUUUAUACAGGUUGCGGUACUGGACGAAUUAUAAUUUAUGAUUUACUCACCGGGAAGAUUGCGAAAUCCUUGAAAGGACACAAAACAGUCGUUAGAGAUGUUAGCUGGCAUCCGUACAAUCCAGAAAUCGUCUCGACUUCGUGGGACGGUGAAAUUGCAAGGUGGCGAUACCUGAACGAAAACGACGUAGAUGAUUUAUCUGCUGCGACGAUGGAGAUGAUGUCUGACUCUGACGACGAAUCAUCAAUACCAGCAAGACGAACGCGCAGUCAGACUGCCAAGCGUUCGAAACGAGUAUGGUUCAGGAAUUUUCGUUAGAAAAUAUUAGAACAUCUUCAUAACUUUUCGAGAAUAAUACCACUCGACCCACUCGACGUUUUCUGAAAGAAGCAAAUAACAUUGUGAUAAAAGUUCGUGAAGAAUUACUUGUAAUAUAUACGCGUUAUGAAAACAUUGUACAUCACAUAAUUAAUUCGUAAGCGUUUGCUAUUUUUUUUGUUUAUUAUUGAUACAGUUCUUUCGCCGAGAUAGAAAAACUGUUAUUUAAGGUAUUAAUUAUUAUUCUCUAGCUAUAAUUUCAAAAGAAAUAACUACUUUUUUCACGAGCGAUUGUGAUAAAAAAAAUUAAUAAAAAAGAAAAAUGAUAUUUUUCGACUGCUUGUAAAAAAAAAUGUCAUCAUAGAUUAAAAGAAUAUAGUAUUUAGUGAAAUAAUAGUUGUUCACAUGGAAUAUUUGAGUCGCAGUAAUGCCGAUAUUAUGAAAUGCAAAAUAAAUGUACUUUCGUUAGAAUAAGUUUCGAUCGGUGCACAUUACGUAAAAAAAUGUAUCUUUUUAUAUAUAUAUAGUGUUUCGUGGGAAUUAUUCGCAUCGCGGUUGAUAUUCUGCGUGUUUUUUAUAGUUUCUUAGGGAUUCAAUGUAAAAAAUUACGUUAUCUGUCUUAUAAAGACACCAAAAUGGUGAAGAGAAUAAAG
Phymastichus coffea is the source of this 2396-nucleotide messenger RNA. RefSeq names its product DDB1- and CUL4-associated factor 11. Gene Ontology annotation, biological process: proteasome-mediated ubiquitin-dependent protein catabolic process. Lineage: Eukaryota; Metazoa; Arthropoda; Insecta; Hymenoptera; Eulophidae. Gene Ontology annotation, cellular component: Cul4-RING E3 ubiquitin ligase complex. The transcript is spliced from 10 exons. Gene Ontology annotation, molecular function: protein binding. The record is from RefSeq and is a predicted model, not a curated record. Bases 262 to 1743 code for a protein of 493 amino acids.